UACAGGAACUCAGUCAAAGUAACUUCACCUCCCCCAUUUUCUGGGUUGAUGGCUACACGGCGAAUGAUUUUAAACUUGAACUGUGAACUGUGAUGGUAGCUCUUUCUCGCGAAUUCUCCACUGCGAGGUCUCUGGUUUAUAUCUCCAAACAACUCGACCAACUGCGACUGCAACAUCAACCACCACGACAACCAGCUGAACCCUUUGUUCCCUUCUCUCAGCUUAUACACCAAAGGAAGCUCUUAGAAUCGCGACUCAUCUCCACGCUCGAUGGCUGCACCCAUCUCUCCCAAAUCAAGCAAGUCCACGCUCACAUUCUCCGCAACCAACUUCAUCAAUGCAGCUACGUCCUCACCAAGCUCAUUCGUAUGCUCACCAAACUUGAUGUCCCUAUGGAUUCUUAUCCCCGCCUUGUUUUUGAGCAGGUCAGAUACCCCAAUCCAUUUCUUUGGACUGCUCUCAUUCGUGGAUAUGCUCUUCAAGGGCCACUACAGGAGUCCAUUUCCUUAUAUAUUUGUAUGAGGAAGGAAGGUACUGGGCCUGUGUCUUUUACUUUCUCGGCGCUUUUUAAGGCUUGUAGUGCGGUUCUUGACGUGGGUUUGGGUCGGCAGAUUCAUGCCCAGACAAUUUUAAUUGGUGGGUUUGCUUCUGAUUUGUACGUCGGCAAUACAAUGAUUGAUAUGUACAUCAAGUGUGGUUCUGUGAAUUGCGGGCGUAAGGUAUUUGAUGAAAUGUCUGAGAGGGACGUAAUUUCUUGGACGGAGCUUAUUGUUGCUUAUGCCAAGAGUGGGGAUAUGAAGAGUGCAGGUAACUUGUUUGAUGGGUUGCCUGUCAAGGAUAUGGUCGCAUGGACGGCCAUGGUCACUGGUUUUGCUCAGAAUGCUAAGCCUAGGGAGGCCCUGGAAUUCUUCGAGAGAAUGCAAGAUUCGGGUGUUCAAACUGAUGAAGUAACGUUGGUUGGUGUCAUCUCAGCAUGUGCGCAGUUGGGUGCGGCUAAGUACGCUGAUUGGGUUCUGGAUGUUGCCGAAAAAUCUGGUAUUGGACCUACUCACAAUGUUGUAGUUGGAUCAGCAUUGAUAGACAUGUACUCAAAGUGUGGGACGGUGGAUGAAGCAUAUAAGGUUUUUCAAGUGAUGAAGGAGAGGAAUGUGUUUUCUUAUAGUUCGAUGAUUGUGGGGUUUGCAACGCACGGUCGUGCUGAUGCAGCCUUGGAGUUGUUCCAUGAGAUGCUGAAAACAGAGAUAAAACCAAACAAGGUUACGUUUAUUGGAGUUCUUAUAGCAUGCUGUCAUGCAGGAAUGGUGGAACAAGGCCGUCAAAUAUUUGCAUCCAUGCAGAAAUAUUUUGGUGUUGCUCCAUCAGCAGAUCACUAUGCUUGCAUGGUUGAUCUCCUUGGUCGAGCUGGACGCUUGGGGGAAGCCCUUGAGUGUGCGGAAACAAUGCCAAUCGAGCCUCAUGGAGGUGUCUGGGGAGCAUUGCUUGGAGCAUGUCGCAUCCAUGGUAAUCCAGAUAUUGCUCAAAUUGCUGCUGACCAUCUCUUUGAGCUGGAACCCAAUGGUAUUGGAAAUUACAUCUUGCUUUCCAACAUAUAUGCAUCAGCUGGGAGGUGGGACGAUGUUUCAAGGGUAAGGAAGCUGAUGAGAAUAAUGGGGUUGAAAAAAACUCCUGGAUAUAGCUGGAUGGAAGCAGAAAAAGGGGUAAUUCAUAAGUUCUUUGCAGGGGAUAUGACCCAUCCGAUGUCCGAGGAGAUUAAACAGGCCUUGGAGGAUCUGCUAGAGAGAUUGAAGGCAAUUGGGUACCAGCCUAACCUAAAUUCUGCCCCGUAUGAUAUGAAUGAUGAACAAAAGGAGGCUAUAUUGAUGAAUCACAGUGAAAAGCUUGCUUUGGCUUUUGGCCUGAUCAGUACGGAUGCUGGUUGUACCGUGAGGAUUAUGAAGAAUCUAAGAAUAUGUGAGGAUUGCCACUUGGUAAUGUGUGGUGCAUCUCAAAUCACAGGAAGAGAGAUUAUUGUGAGGGAUAACAUGAGAUUCCACCAUUUCCUUAAUGGGACAUGCUCCUGUGGCAGUUUUUGGUGAUUGUAAGGUGAUAGCCAAGAAUCUCUUUGGUCAUUUAGCCCUGCCAAAUGCCAAGAACCUGUUGUGGUAUAUUUGUACGAGGCCUACAAGCCAGUAAGGAAUGUCUUGACACAAAUAUUUUUAAAAAACAGGAUUAGUUGCCCACUGGGUAAAAUAAUUUAUCACAAAAUUUCUCCAUUUUUUGUUCAAUUAUCAAACUUCAAAUACCUGAUAAAAAAAUCUUUUAGCUUGAAAUUUUUUUUUAUCGGCUGUUUGCUUCCAUUUUGUAAAUCUGAUCUUUCCAACUAUUACCUCUGUUUUACCG
Messenger RNA from Carica papaya (papaya), 2379 nucleotides. RefSeq names its product Pentatricopeptide repeat (PPR) superfamily protein. The record is from RefSeq and is a predicted model, not a curated record. Gene Ontology annotation, molecular function: zinc ion binding; protein binding; RNA binding. NCBI's taxonomy places the organism in Eukaryota, Viridiplantae, Streptophyta, Magnoliopsida, Brassicales, Caricaceae. Gene Ontology annotation, biological process: RNA modification.